This is a messenger RNA of Mugil cephalus (flathead mullet), 2346 nucleotides long. RefSeq names its product zinc finger protein 2-like. Gene Ontology annotation, molecular function: DNA-binding transcription factor activity, RNA polymerase II-specific; RNA polymerase II cis-regulatory region sequence-specific DNA binding. NCBI's taxonomy places the organism in Eukaryota, Metazoa, Chordata, Actinopteri, Mugiliformes, Mugilidae. Gene Ontology annotation, biological process: regulation of transcription by RNA polymerase II. The transcript has 4 exons. Bases 259 to 1668 code for a protein of 469 amino acids. The record is from RefSeq and is a predicted model, not a curated record.
UUUAAAAAGGCCAUCGUCUCAAGCUUCUGUUUGUCUGUUCCUUGUUGACCGAUAUUUCGCUGCGUUUCUAUUCGCGUUCUUACGGUAGCGUCUUCCGCCACACGGAAGAAAGGGUCCAGCUAGCUAGAAAAACACAGGGAUGUAACAAUUUUUCUACUGCGUCGGGGUUUUCCGUAUUUUGUAGACCGUUGCGUGCACGUACCCUUUUUUUUAUUUAUUUAUAUUCGUUCCCGUGCAUAUUACUUUGUAGUAUUUAACAUGGCGACGUGCAUUCCCUUCCAAACACAGUUAUCCUCAAUAAUGGAGGUGCUGGUGAAGGCAGCAGUGGCUGAGAUAUCCAAACUAGUCGAUGACAAAUGUGCGUUUUUGCAUCUUGAAAUAUCCCGAAAGCAGAGCGAGAAUGAGAUGCUGAAAAGGAAACUGAUGGUGAUGGAGAACAAGAAUGCACAGCUGCAGCGCGGAUUCGAAAACUACAUGGACCGAGGAACUGAUCCCACAGGAGAUAUAAAGUUUCCUGAGAUUGAAGAGGCCUCUGUUUCCUUCACAAUUAAAGAAGAGAGUCCAGAUGAGGCGCUAUGGAUCAGUGAGUCUGUUGGACCGAUCAGCUCUGCUGUGCAAUACCCCAACGCUAAUAACGCUCCAGAGAACCAGCAUUUCGAAGAGGACCACGAGUUAACCCACUCAGAGGUCGCCAGGCAGAAACCUCCAGACUUCAGCGACUCGUAUAACCCUGGUCAGCACGGGGUCGACAUCGGCGGCCUUCAGUUCACCGUCAAGACGGAGAAGGAGGAGGACCGGCUGGCGUUCAGACAGGAUGGGUGCCAACACAACGUGGGGAAGCAGACUCAGAUUGCUGCUGACUUUUCCAUGGACGAAAGGGAGAAUCAGCUCUGGUCGUCCAUAAUUGAAGGUAAUGACAUUGACACCGGUUUCCCCGACUUCUCUAGCGUAGUGGAGGAGUACUCCAACACAUUCCCAGACCAUUCAGAUGCAAACGAGGUUUCCAACAUGAGCAAAACUAGUGUUCAGCAGUCGCCCUCUCAGAGACUGUGCAACGGGAUUUACAACAGCGAGUUUCAGAAGGACGUUCCACAGUCGUCCGGUUUUCAGCCCAGACCCCAGGCUGCCCUGUCGCAGCAAGACAAGCACAAGGAGCAAAUUUACCCGCAGAGGAACACCUCGAACGCUGCUCACCUGAGGCAGCCAGGCGGAGACCCUGAGAGGGAGACCGCGACUGGAGACAGGCAAGCCGCGACCCACCCUCACAACGCUUUCCCGCCGAGCGGCUUCCACCCCCACGCCCUCCACAAGCCCCUCUCCGGCGUGUCCCGGGCCUACGGCUGCUCGCAGUGCGGGAAGACGUUCAACCGCCUGCACCAGUUCAAGCUGCACCAGCAGAGCCACAAGAGAAAGCGAGCGUUCUGGUGCACGGUGUGCGGCAAAAGCUUCCAGUGCUCGUCGCACCUCAGCAUCCACCACCGGACGCACACGGGGGAGAAACCGUACGGCUGCGGGCAGUGCGGGAAGAGGUUCACGCAGCAGAGCAGCCUGAGGGUCCACCAGCGAACGCACAGCGGCGAGCGGCCGUACAGCUGCUCACAGUGCGGGAAGACCUUCAUCCUGAUGCACCAUUUGAAACGGCACAGAAUCAUUCACACGUACAGCUGAGAGGGGACGGCGCGUCUCAGGUGGACGGACACGAAUGAAACUUUGACACCAAAUGAAAACGCUGCAACUUGUUUGUUUUUUUUUUCUGGGUUGGCGGUUUUUCAACCUCGUGAGGCAUUUACUGACAGACUUUGUACAUUGAUGCAUAUUUUACUAUGCAAAGACUAUCUGGAUGGAUUUUAAAACGUUCGCUUCUGUUUUCUUUUCUUUCUUUCUUUUUUUUUUAAAUACUUGUCUCGAGAUUAUGAAAAUGUGAAACCGAACUGCACCCUCAUUCACGCAAGUCAGCAUUUGUGAGACACUUCCAAAGCUAGAAAUCCAAAAAAAAAAGAAAAAGUGGAAUCAUCAAACAAGAAUCUUCCAGCCUUCCUCUUACAGCUACUCCUCAACUCUUUGUUUUUAGCUUGUCGUGUAGAAAUGAGCCUUACUUCAUGUCAGUAAUGACAUUUUUUAGGAGCACAAGAUUAUAAUUUUUUCUCAUUUGCUCUCUCCUCAUCUGUGACGAGUGCAAAUUCAGUUUGAAUCCAUUGAAUAUUACCUCUCAGGUUCAUGUUUAAAUGUCAAUAUCUGUAAAAUAAUAAUAAUAAAAAAAAUGCCUGGCUCCAUAUUUCCAUGAAAGUUCAUCCCAGAAUCAUUUUCUCUUGUUUAUAUUAAAAAAAAAGUGUUAAAACCAACUGC